AUGUCGAAAGACACGGUCUUCUACCCUCGCGUCUUGAAGAGGGGUCCCUUCACCGUCGAGGCAGCCGGCUACGAGCCCGUCGAAGGAGAGACCGUUCCACGACGUCACCCCUCGGCCAAAGACGAGCUUCUCAAGACGCCCAACCCAGAGAUUGCUACCACCUACGACAACCUCAGAUGGAGCGCAAAGACGUACGGGAACUCCAAGGCCGUCGGCUCGCGCAGGGUCGUCAAGACGCACGUUGAAAACAAGAAGGUCAAGCGGCUCGUCGAGGGCGUCGAGCAGGAGGUCGACAAGGAAUGGACCUACUUUGAGCUCAGUGGCUACAGCUACCUGACCUUCACGGAGUACGAGCAGCAGGCUCUGCAGCUUGGUGCCGGUCUCAGGAAGCUCGGCCAUCAGGCCGGCAGCAGACUCCAUCUCUUCAGCUCUACCAGCGCUCACUGGCUGUGUCUUUCUCACGGCGCUGCAUCUCAGUCCAUCACCAUUGUGACUGCGUACGAUUCCCUCGGCGAAGAAGGUGUUCGGCACUCCCUCCAGCAGACUCACAGCGAGUCCAUUUUCCUAGACCCUACCCUACUCCCACUGCUACGAAAAGUCCUCAAGGAUGCAAAGGAUAUCAAGAAUGUCAUCUACGACACCAAUGCGGAACCUAAACAGGAGCACAUCGAUGCACUCAAGGAGGACUUUGACUACAUCAACAUCAUGACCUAUGAAGACCUCCGGAAACUGGGCGAGGAAAACCCCGUUGACCCGGUACCCCCAUCCCGCGACGACCUCUGCUGUAUCAUGUACACCUCUGGUUCGACGGGUCCGCCAAAGGGUGUCCCUCUCACCCACGGAAACGUUGUCGGUGCUAUGGCGGGUGGUGAUUCAAUUGUUGGCCCUUAUCUCGGCCCCAGCGACGUGCUCCUGACAUACCUACCUCAAGCCCACAUCCUCGAAUUCGUGUUUGAGAACCUCUGUCUGUUCUGGGGUGGCACCAUGGGCUACGGAAGCCCCAAGACCCUCUCAGACACGUCCGUCAGAAACUGCAAGGGUGAUAUCCGCGAGCUCCAGCCAACUAUUCUCGUCGGUGUCCCCAUGGUCUGGGAAUCCGUGAAGAAGGGCAUCAUCGGUAACGUCAACAAGAACAGUGCCAUCGUCAAGAGCAUUUUCUGGGCUGGUAUGGCUGCCAAGGAGUUCCUAAUGUCCACUGGUUUGCCCGGCGCCGGCAUACUAGACUCCUUUGUCUUCAAGAAGAUCAAAGAUGCCACCGGAGGCCGUUUGCGCCUCACUCUCAGCGGUGGUGGACCAGUCUCAAAAGAGACUCAACGAUUCCUCUCCAUGGCCGUCUGCCCCAUGAUCAACGGUUACGGUCUGACUGAGACCUCUGCUAUGGGUGGUCUCAACGAUCCCAUGGCCUGGACCAACGAUGCCAUAGGCGAAAUCCCAGCUGCCGUCGAGAUGAAACUCGUCGACUUCGCUGAUGCAGGCUACUUUACCAAAAACAACCCACCCCAGGGUGAGAUCUGGAUCCGAGGUGUGAGUGUUGCAAAGAGCUACUUCGACAACGACGAAGAAACUAAAGCUGCCUUCUCACCUGACGGCUGGUUCAUGACCGGUGACAUUGGCCAGUUCGAGCCCAACGGCCAUAUCAAGGUCAUUGACCGCAAGAAGAACCUCGUCAAGUCCCUGAACGGCGAAUACAUCGCUCUCGAAAAACUUGAGUCCAUAUACCGCUCUGCUCCCGUCGUGGCCAAUAUCUGCGUAUACGCCGCUCAAGACCAGGCUAAGCCUGUUGCCAUCAUCGUACCUGCAGAGCCAGCCCUGCUCCAGCUUGCAAAGUCCAACGGUAUCCAGGGAGAUAGCAUCGGCACCCUUGUUCAUGAUAAGAAGCUCAACUCCAUCAUCUUGAGGGACAUGCAGAAUGUAGGCAAGUCCGCCGGUCUGCGUGGCUUCGAGAUCAUCGAAGGUGUCGUCCUCUCAGAUGAGGAAUGGACUCCUCAGAACGGAUUUGUCACCGCAGCACAGAAGCUACAGCGCAAGAAGCUGGUGAACAAGUACCAGAAAGACAUAGAUCGCGCCUACGGAAAAUCUUCGUAG
Trichophyton benhamiae CBS 112371 is the source of this 2085-nucleotide messenger RNA. RefSeq lists its product as uncharacterized. Bases 1 to 2085 code for a protein of 694 amino acids. Gene Ontology annotation, molecular function: long-chain fatty acid-CoA ligase activity. Gene Ontology annotation, cellular component: lipid droplet; endoplasmic reticulum; plasma membrane. The record is from RefSeq and is a predicted model, not a curated record. The transcript has 5 exons. NCBI's taxonomy places the organism in Eukaryota, Fungi, Ascomycota, Eurotiomycetes, Onygenales, Arthrodermataceae. Gene Ontology annotation, biological process: long-chain fatty-acyl-CoA metabolic process; long-chain fatty acid metabolic process.